Messenger RNA from Ziziphus jujuba (common jujube), 2862 nucleotides. Its product is annotated as MLO-like protein 3. The record is from RefSeq and is a predicted model, not a curated record. Gene Ontology annotation, cellular component: membrane. Gene Ontology annotation, biological process: defense response. Lineage: Eukaryota; Viridiplantae; Streptophyta; Magnoliopsida; Rosales; Rhamnaceae. The transcript has 15 exons. The coding region runs from base 935 to 2638 and encodes 567 amino acids.
AAGAACUUAUUCUGAGUGUAUGCCAGUCUUUUAUCUUACAACUGUGGUUGCAUACAUAUAUAUAUAUAUAUAUAUGUAUGUAUACAUAUGAAAUACCAUUUCCAGCGUGAGGACAAUAUUUUCAUGGUGGAGUCUCUAUUGAUAAUUCAGAAUUAGAUUGACACUUUGGUCCGUUGAGAUCCCAUGUAAUUUAUCUUAUGAAGAAAGGCAAAGAAGUGUAACAUCCAAAAUUCAAGUUUUUGGAUCUUUUACUUAUUCCUAUGGCUCAUAGAGAUGACUAGCAACCUCCAAUUGCAAUGCUCAACAUGGGACCUGUUUGGAUUCUCUGUCUUAACCACCACCUGCUUACCUCUUGUUGCCCUCCAAUUUACGAGUCUAACCAUAUUUUCCACGGGUCCAAUCCAAACUCACUAGUAAUUCUCAAAUAAAAAUAAAAUGAAACCUGUAAAUUUCCGCCCUUGUACACAAAAAACUUUUAGACCGGAGAAGAUUCAGAUCCUCUGUUCCGUCCUUAUUUGAGGGAUGUAAAAGAGGACAAAAAAUGAAACAAGAGAUAUGAUUCGUUGAGGGAACAUAAAUGACUCACCGCUACGGUCAACUAAGCCAAUUGUGCAACACAAAGGCAAAAGUUUCAAAGCAAAAACCUGGUCCUACCAAACCAUGUAAGUACCGCGACCCUGCUUUUAUUUAUGGUUGGCUACGUUUUGAACCAUAUAAAGAAUUUAAUAUACCGUGUCAAAUUAACUACAUGGGGUUUCCGGAUAGGACCUCCACCAGAAAAUUUGCAUGGACUAUAUCUAUCCGUGUCCAAAGUCUUAGCUGCACUGAAAUUUUGAAUAUUUCUUCUCUGGUCCUGGUAGUACAAGUAUAUAUCGUGCAUUCUUUUCGCCUCAUUUAGUAUUGUUGGGUCCCUUCAAGAGAAGAUAAACCAAACAUGGCCGGAGGAUCAUCAGGAGGACAAUCUCUUUCUCUGCAAUACACACCCACAUGGGCUCUGGCAACAGUUUGCUUUGUUUUCAUUUCCUUCUCAAUUUUCGUGGAGCACUUGAUCCAUCUACUUUCUAACUGGCUCAAGAGACACAGGAAGGCUGCUUUAUUUGAAGCCGUAGAAAAGCUCAAAUCAGUGCUUAUGCUCUUAGGGUUCAUGUCUCUGAUACUGGCCGUAACUCAAAGACCAAUCUCCAGGAUUUGCAUACCCACCAAAGUUGGGCAAACCAUGCUACCAUGCCGGAAAAGUUCAUCGACUAAAACUACGAAAGCACUUGGUUUAAUUUCGCGGCCGUGGACCAGUAGUGCUGCCGCGGCUCAGAAUUCGUUAUCCAUGAAAGAUGUGUUUGAGGACUUUUAUUUGGGAUCAGAAAGAAGAUUGGCAGAAUCUAGUUCAAGUACUUCUGAUUACUGUGAAUCCCAGGGAAAGACUUCGUUUAUGUCACAAGAUGGAAUAAAUCAGCUCAACAACUUCAUCUUUGUGCUAGCAAUUAUGCAAAUUGUCUACAGUGUCCUCACCAUGGCUUUAGGAAGGGCCAAGAUGAGACGUUGGAAAUCUUGGGAGAUGGAAACUCAAACGGUGGAAUACCAAGUGGCUAAUGAUCCUAAUCGAUUCAGAUUUACAAGACAAACUACAUUUGGUCGCCGACACAUGAAUUCUUGCGCCAAAACAUCUAUUCUUCUGUGGAUUAAAUGCUUCUUCCGGCAAUUUUUCCAUUCAGUGGCAAAAGUUGAUUACCUCACUUUACGCCAUGGUUUCAUAUCGGCCCAUAUGUCAACAAGCAAAUCUUUCAAUUUCCAAAAGUACAUACAACGAUCCUUGGAGGAUGAUUUCAAAGUUGUAGUUGGCAUCAGCCCUUUCAUGUGGUUUAUAGUCGUCAUCUUCAUGCUUGUGGACGUGCAUGGGUGGCAUGUGUAUUUCUGGGUUUCAUUCAUCCCCCUAUUAAUGGUGCUCGUUCUUGGAACCAAACUUGAAGUAAUCGUGGCAAAAAUGGCUCUUAAACUCCAGAACCAGCACAGCGUGGUUGCAGGAACCCCUUUGGUUGAACCAAAUGAUGACCUUUUCUGGUUCGGCCACCCAAAAUUCGUUUUGACUCUUUUGCAUUUCACCUUGUUUAUGAAUGCUUUUGAGCUUGCUUUCUUUGUUUGGGUCACGGUACAAUAUGGGAUAAGAUCUUGCUACCAUGAACAUAAAGGGAUUAUCAUUAUAAGGGUGGUGUUAGCGGUGACAGUUCAAAUAAUGUGCAGUUACAUUACUCUUCCCCUGUAUGCUCUUGUGACCCAGAUGGGAUCAAAUUUCAAGCGUGCAGUGUUAGAAGGGGAAACCAUGAACAUAAUAAGACAAUGGCAUUCAGAAGUGAAAGAGAAAAGGAAAAGACAAGACUUUUCUCAAUAUUCCUAUGCUCACGACCCUUCCUCUACUACUGUAGACAGCAGUGUCACGUCCUCGAGUUCUCCUGAUAUAUCCUCUCAUCGCCGACCGCGGCCGCAAACUUUUGGGGAAAUCACUAGUUUUUCCAGUGAAACAGAGAUUGAUCAUCAAAAACAUCAAGAAAUUAGCCAAAAUGAAUUCCAACAAGUUGUAGUUUCAUCUUCCCCUGUAGACAUUGAAAUGGCCGCAGAGGUGGGACAGCACCAAAACUUGAACUAAAACAUUUUUUAAUAAUUAUAAUUAGAUUUAGAAUGAUAUAGUAGAGAGUUUUUGACCAAUAAGAAAUGGGAUUUAUAGGCAUUCAAUGUAUAUCAUCUUUUUUCUGUCAAGUUAUAAUGUUUAUUGUUUUGUAAAUUUGUGUAAAAGCAGAAGGUUCCGGCCAGCAAAACAAUUAUACUUCCCGUUCUCUUUCUCUUUAUGGUAAAUAUUUAUUUACUUAUUUA